Aspergillus homomorphus CBS 101889 is the source of this 3921-nucleotide messenger RNA. RefSeq names its product DDB1/RSE1 family protein. The transcript is spliced from 4 exons. Gene Ontology annotation, biological process: mRNA splicing, via spliceosome. Lineage: Eukaryota; Fungi; Ascomycota; Eurotiomycetes; Eurotiales; Aspergillaceae. Bases 204 to 3833 code for a protein of 1209 amino acids. The record is from RefSeq and is a predicted model, not a curated record. Gene Ontology annotation, cellular component: nucleus; U2 snRNP. Gene Ontology annotation, molecular function: protein binding; U2 snRNA binding.
CAAGACCUCCACGCAUCCCAGUCUCCCCCCUCUCUUCUUGCGAGGACGCUCGUGUGCGAGAGUCCUCCUUUCUCAUUUGCCUUCUCGGCAGCAAUGGGACUGCUUUCACUGUAGUGCUUCCCUGGCUGCAAUUGUGACGUAAACAACAAAUCUUUCCUCCACUCCUUCCAGUGCAAGCUCAGUGAGAGCUCACUUCGCCUACCAUGGCUACCACCUCGCAUAUGUUCAUGUAUUCCCUGACGAUCCAGCCUCCUACUGCUGUCACGCAAGCCAUUUUGGGUCAAUUCGCUGGAACAAAGGAGCAGCAGAUUGUCACGGCGUCGGGAUCGAAGCUGACGAUUCAUCGUCCCGAUCCCACACAGGGCAAGGUCACUCCGCUCUUUUCCCAGGAUGUCUUUGGCAUCAUUCGCUCUCUGGCAGCCUUCAGGCUAGCUGGUAGCAACAAAGAUUAUAUUAUCAUUGGCUCGGAUUCUGGACGCAUCACCAUCAUCGAGUAUGUCGCUGCUCAGAAUAGGUUCCAUCGGAUCCACCUUGAGACUUUUGGCAAGUCAGGUGUCCGUCGAGUGGUUCCCGGCCAGUACCUGGCGGUUGAUCCCAAGGGUCGAGCCUGCAUGAUGGCGUCUGUCGAGAAGAACAAGCUCGUUUAUGUUCUGAAUCGGAACUCGCAGGCCGAGCUGACGAUCUCUUCACCGCUGGAGGCUCACAAGCCACAGACAUUGGUCUUUGCCAUGUCCGCUCUAGAUGUAGGGUAUGAAAACCCCAUCUUCGCGGCGCUGGAAGUCGACUAUUCUGAGUCGGAUCAGGAUCCGACCGGACGUGCUUUCGAAGAGAUCGAGAAGCACUUGGUGUAUUAUGAGCUGGAUCUCGGUCUCAACCACGUCGUUCGCAAGUGGUCUGAUCCUGUUGAUCGCACCGCAUCCAUGCUCUUUCAGGUUCCUGGCGGUGCAGAUGGUCCCAGUGGUGUCUUGGUUUGUGGGGAGGACAGCAUUACCUACCGCCACUCCAACCAAGAUGCCUUCCGCGUGCCGAUCCCGCGGCGCAAGGGUGCCACUGAAAACCCCGAGCGCAAGCGGCAUGUAACUGCCGGUGUCAUGCACAAGAUGAGAGGAGCAUUCUUCUUCCUUCUGCAGUCCGAUGACGGUGAUCUCUUCAAGCUCACCAUUGACAUGGUUGAGGAUGACAAUGGUCAACUCACGGGCGAAGUGCGACGACUCAAGAUCAAGUACUUCGACACGGUUCCUGUGGCGUCCUAUCUCUUGAUUCUCAAGAGUGGUUUCCUGUAUGUGGCAAGCGAAGCUGGCAAUCAUCACUUUUAUCAGUUUGAAAAACUGGGCGAUGAUGACGAGGAGAUUGAAUUUUCGAGUGAGAAUUUCGAUCCGGACCCUAUGGUGGCUUGCGACCCUGUCUACUUCCAGCCCAGAGCCGCAGAGAAUCUCAAUCUGGUGGAGACUAUCAACUCGCUGAACCCGUUGAUUGACAGCAAAGUUGCCAAUUUGACAGAAGAUGAUGCUCCCCAGAUCUACACGAUAUCUGGCACAGGCGCUCGCAGCACCUUUAGAACGCUGAAACACGGACUAGAGGUGUCUGAGAUCGUUGAGUCAGAGCUUCCCAGUGUCCCAUCUGCGGUGUGGACCACCAAGCUGACUCGUGCGGAUGAGUUCGACGCCUACAUCAUUCUUUCAUUCGCCAACGGCACACUUGUACUUAGCAUUGGCGAGACAGUCGAGGAAGUGACCGACACCGGUUUCCUCUCCACUGCCCCCACGCUUGCCGUUCAACAACUUGGAGAAGAUUCCUUGAUCCAGAUCCACCCUCGUGGUAUUCGUCACAUCUUGGCGGAUAGACGAGUGAACGAAUGGCCUGCUCCCCAGCAUCGGUCAAUCGUCGCCGCUACUACCAACGAACGCCAGGUUGCUGUGGCGUUGAGUUCUGGAGAAAUUGUGUAUUUUGAGAUGGAUGCAGAUGGAUCCCUGGCUGAGUACGAUGAACGUCGCCAAAUGUCUGGUACCGUUACCUGCCUGAGUCUUGGCGAGGUUCCCGAGGGUCGUGUCCGUAGCUCGUUCCUCGCUGUCGGGUGUGAUGACUCGACAGUUCGCAUUCUUAGUUUGGAUCCAGAUUCCACGCUUGAAAGCAAGUCUGUCCAGGCUCUUACUGCGGCUCCAUCAGCUUUGAACAUCAUGUCGAUGGCCGACUCCAGCUCGGGAGGCACUACUUUAUAUUUGCAUAUUGGCCUGCAUUCGGGCGUCUACCUACGAACAUUGCUUGAUGAGGUCACUGGUGAACUAUCAGAUACUCGCACCCGAUUCUUGGGAUCCAAGGCAGUCAAGCUGUUCCAAGUGUCUGUCAAGGGCCAGACAGCAGUCCUUGCACUCAGCUCUCGUCCCUGGUUGGGAUACUCUGAUGUCCAAACGAAGGGCUUCAUGCUCACACCACUUGACUAUGUCGGGCUCGAAUGGGGCUGGAACUUCUCGAGCGAACAGUGUGUGGAAGGCAUGGUUGGCAUUCAAGGACAAAAUCUACGGAUUUUCUCCAUUGAGAAGCUCGAUAACAACAUGCUUCAACAGUCAAUCCCACUCGCAUAUACUCCUCGGCGCUUUGUAAAACACCCAGAGCAGCCACUCUUUUAUGUCAUCGAAUCUGAUAAUAAUGUCCUUGCACCUGCCACAAGAACACAGCUUCUUGAGGACGCCAAAGCGCGUGGCGAGGAGGUAAAUGUCUUACCACCGGAAGAAUUUGGCUAUCCCCGGGGGUCCGGCCAUUGGGCCUCUUGCAUCCAGGUCGUCGAUCCCUUGGAAGCUAAGUCGGUCGUCUACACCGUGGAGCUGGAGGAGAACGAGGCCGCAGUCAGCGUUGCAGCAGUUCCCUUCACCAGCCAAGACGAUGAAACAUUCUUGGUUGUCGGAACCGUGAAGGAUAUGACUGUCAACCCGCAGUCUUCUGUUGGAGGAUACAUUCACAUCUACCGUUUUCAGGAAGACGGUAAAGAGCUUGAGUUCAUCCACAAGACUAAGGUUGAUGAUCCUCCUCUCGCCCUCCUUGGAUUCCAAGGCCGCCUCGUCGUCGGUCUUGGGUCUUUGCUCCGAAUUUAUGACCUUGGUAUGAAGCAACUUCUCCGCAAGUGCCAGGCGCCGGUCGUGCCGACGACCAUCGUAGGCCUGCAGACUCAAGGCAGUCGCAUUGUUGUCAGCGAUGUCCGCGAGAGUGUCACUUAUGUUGUCUACAAAUACCAGGAGAAUGUCCUGAUUCCUUUUGUGGACGACUCUCUGUCACGCUGGACUACCACCACUACAAUGGUUGACUACGAAACAACUGCUGGUGGUGACAAGUUCGGCAACCUUUGGUUGCUGCGCUGCCCCAAGAAGACCUCUGAAGAGGCGGAUGAGGAUGGUUCGGGUGCCCACCUGAUGCAUGAACGUGGUUACCUGCACGGAACCCCUAACCGGUUGGAGUUGAUGAUCCAUGUCUAUACCCAAGACAUCCCAACUAGCUUGCAUAAGACGCAGCUGGUGGCGGGAGGACGCGACAUUGUCGUCUGGACCGGCUUCCAAGGUACCAUUGGAAUGCUGGUACCGUUCAUCAGUCGGGAGGACGUCGACUUCUUCCAGAACCUGGAGAUGCAGUUGGCUGCACAGCAUCCUCCUCUCGCUGGUCGGGAUCACCUGAUCUACCGCAGUUACUAUGCACCUGUUAAGGGUGUCAUUGACGGAGAUCUGUGUGAGAUGUAUUUCUUAUUGCCUAAUGACACGAAGAUGAUGAUUGCCGGUGAGCUUGAUCGAUCGGUGCGCGAAAUCGAGCGCAAGAUUUCCGACAUGCGCACCAGGGUGGCGUACUGAUUUUGAACGAAGGAGAUUUGGCGUCUGAUCAGGAUAAUGUCAUGAUAUGAGGGUUCUAGAUACCCAUAAUCGAUUACCAUGCCUACCG